UGCCGCGGGGUGGUGUGGGGAUUGUAGUCCGUCCCGUUUGGCCCAGCAGCGGCACUGUCCCUCAGCUCCCAGGUCCACCCCAGUGGGCACACGCUCAGGCGGCGCUCCUACCCCGCGCUCCCGCCCUCUGCUUUCCAUUCCAGCCGCCACGAUCUUGGAAGCUUUGAAGCCCAGCAAAGAAGGGAAAUCCACCGAGAACAGUCUGUAAAGGAGCAGUAAUCAGGCAGGAGCUGAUGCCCCCAAAUGAAACGGAACAGCUAAGGGGACAUCCUCUCGGUUACAUUGGUGUAUUCCUGCAGUGUCCCACUUCCUUCACUUUUAUAGAGGUAGGUUUCCUGGGACAACUUGCUCGGUCACUCCUGCAAAAACUCUUCAUCUUGCACUGAGGACACCAAGGAGGCAGCACUCGUGUGAAAGAUUCACUGUGAGACCAUGUCAUUUAGAUUUGGCCAACAUCUCAUCAAACCCUCUGUGGUAUUUCUCAAAACUGAACUGUCCUUCGCCCUGGUAAAUAGGAAACCCGUUGUACCUGGCCAUGUCCUUGUGUGCCCUCUGAGGCCAGUGGAGCGCUUCCGUGACCUACGUCCUGAUGAAGUGGCCGAUUUGUUCCAAGUGACCCAGAGAGUAGGGACAGUGGUGGAGAAGCAUUUCCAGGGGACCUCCAUCACCUUCUCCAUGCAAGAUGGUCCUGAAGCUGGACAGACUGUGAAGCAUGUACAUGUCCACAUUCUUCCAAGGAAAGCAGGGGACUUCCGCAAAAAUGACAACAUCUAUGAUGAGCUCCAGAACCAUGACAAAGAGGAAGAGGACUCCCCAGCCUUUUGGAGAUCUGAAGAGGAGAUGGCCGCGGAAGCUGAGGCGCUACGUGUCUACUUUCAGGCAUGAAAGUAACUCAAACAAAUCCUAAGGCAUACGGAAAUGGUCCUCGCUUUUCUGGACUCUGCAGCAUUGGAAAUGAAGCUGAGCAGACUUUAUUACAUCCCACAAUUCUGCAGCUUUUUGCAAAGCAUUUUAUUGCACUAGUGGAAGCCACUAAGGUUAUGUUUCAAUCACAAUGACUGACAGGCUAACUUCACAAACAGUAGCAUAGACUGCCUGCCACAGUUUCUCAGUUAUGUACUUAGAAUAGGACCUUUUCCAAAACUGUCCCUUAGCCUAGAUGAAAAUAAAGUGAUAGCUAAAAUA
Molecule: messenger RNA, 1185 nt
Organism: Peromyscus eremicus (cactus mouse)
Lineage: Eukaryota; Metazoa; Chordata; Mammalia; Rodentia; Cricetidae
Gene: Fhit
Product: fragile histidine triad diadenosine triphosphatase
Exons: 10
Coding region: 433-885 (150 amino acids)
Biological process (GO): intrinsic apoptotic signaling pathway by p53 class mediator; diadenosine triphosphate catabolic process; purine nucleotide metabolic process
Cellular component (GO): nucleus; plasma membrane; cytoplasm
Molecular function (GO): ubiquitin protein ligase binding; bis(5'-adenosyl)-triphosphatase activity
Source: RefSeq, a predicted model, not a curated record